UGCCUCAUCUGACUUUUACAUGAACCCUAUCAAUAGACAUUCUUCUUGUACACACAGAAGUGGCAGCUGAGGCUUUGAGAAUUUGAAGAAUUUUAAGUAACAUAUUCCACCCCCGUAGAAGAUCCUGGAUUUGAACCCAGUUACAGGUACAGAUGAGGAUCCAAUCAACCUGUGAAGCUGUGUCUACAUGUGGAAAAUAAAGUCAAACUUUGGAUAAUUAUCUGGAUGACUCAGUCCAAAGCUUUCUGUGGGUGAGGCAGUCUCCAGGUUAGGACGUCAUGCUGGUCACCCCUGCUCCAAUUCCAUGCCAACGGCAGGCAUCACUAAUAAAUUACAGACGUCCUUUUCUCAUAACUCAGACAUGGCUUCAGAACGCUUCUCAACAAUUCACGCCAGGAAGCCACCAGUAAAUGAUGAAAGCUGGCACUUGAGAUCAAAACUAUUUCUCUUCUCUACCACAUGUGGAUGCUUUCCUUCCCCAAUAUUGAAAUUAUGGCUCCCUUAAGGCAUCCAGUAAUUUAUCUCCACCUCCUUUCUACCUGACCUUUCACUACUACCUUCAACAAUUUUGAGUUUUGUAUUCUCAGUGACAACACCAGUCACUCAGAUAAUUAUUUAUGUGGAUGCUCCAAAGUUGUUGAUGACUACACAACUUGAACUGAAGCAAAUUUUUCUUUAUCAUGACUGCCCAUUCUAAAUGAUCACCACUAUUGGAGAUUUCAUGUUUUCCUUGGAAAUUAUGCACAACCAAAGCUUUGUUACUGAAUUUGUCCUACUGGGGCUUUCACAGAAUCCAAAUGUUCAGACAAUAUUAUUUGUAGUAUUUUUGUUUGUGUAUAUUGCAAUAGUUGGGAUAAACAUGUUCAUUGUAGCAACCAUUCUCAGCAGCCCUGAACUACUUGGGUCCCCCAUGUACUUCUUCUUGGCUUUCUUGUCCUUUCUAGAUGCAUGCUACUCCUCUGUCUUUAUGCCUAAGACGAUCAUGGACUCCCUCUAUGAGAGGAAAACGAUCUCCUUUGAAGGCUGCAUGAUGCAGCUUUUUGCCGAACACUUCCUUAGUGGGGCAGAGGUGAUUGUCCUCACAGCCAUGGCCUAUGAUCGGUAUGUGGCCAUUUGCAAACCUUUACAUUACUCUUCCAUCAUGAAUAGGAGGCUCUGUGGCAUUCUGGUUGGGGUAGCCUGGGCAGGGGGCUUCUCGCAUUCUGUGAUACAAAUGCUCUUUACUUUCCAGUUGCCCUUCUGUGGUCCCAAUGUCAUCGAUCACUUCUUGUGUGACUUGUAUCCAUUACUGGCGCUUGCCUGCACUGACACUCACACCUUUGGCCUUUUUGUGGUCAUCAAUAGUGGGUUGUUCUGCAUCAUAAUCUUCUCCUUGUUGCUUGUCUCCUAUGGUGUCAUCUUGUUCUCUCUGAGAACUCAUAGUUCUGAAGGGCGGAGAAAAGCUCUGUCUACCUGUGGGUCUCACAUUGCUGUUGUGGUUUUGUUCUUUGUCCCAUGCAUGUAUGUAUACGGACGACCUCCAUCUACUUUCUCCUCUGACAAAAUGGUGGCAGUAGUUUAUGCCAUCAUGACUCCCUUGCUCAAUCCUUUGAUUUAUACUUUCAGGAAUAAGGAGGUAAAAAAUGCUAUGAGGAAAGUAUGGAACAGAUUGGUGGUGGUUUCUGAUGGAAAAUAA
Messenger RNA from Microcebus murinus (gray mouse lemur), 1675 nucleotides. RefSeq names its product olfactory receptor 4C15-like. Gene Ontology annotation, cellular component: membrane. Gene Ontology annotation, biological process: G protein-coupled receptor signaling pathway. The record is from RefSeq and is a predicted model, not a curated record. Gene Ontology annotation, molecular function: G protein-coupled receptor activity; olfactory receptor activity. Lineage: Eukaryota; Metazoa; Chordata; Mammalia; Primates; Cheirogaleidae.